Lepisosteus oculatus (spotted gar) is the source of this 3561-nucleotide messenger RNA. It is a transcript of the gene arb2a, whose product is annotated as ARB2 cotranscriptional regulator A. Gene Ontology annotation, cellular component: nucleus. Lineage: Eukaryota; Metazoa; Chordata; Actinopteri; Semionotiformes; Lepisosteidae. Gene Ontology annotation, biological process: regulatory ncRNA-mediated heterochromatin formation. The record is from RefSeq and is a predicted model, not a curated record. Gene Ontology annotation, molecular function: siRNA binding.
UUCCGCUUCCGCUGUGAGCCGUUUCCGUCCUGCUCAGUGAGAUUUUAAGGAAGCUGGGAUGCAGGAUGUUUGUAUUUUCUACUCUCUCUAGUUGUGAUGGUUAGCCUGCAGUAACUACCCAGAGAGGAAGAUCCAUGAUAGGUAGCCUUCAUCCUUAUAUAUUAUUAAUUCUGGGGGUAAAUAUGGCACAAUUAGGAGGACAAGAGGAAAAAGAGAAAACUACAGCACUUAAAGAUUUGUUGUCUAGGAUAGACCUGGAUGAGCUAAUGAAGAAAGAUGAGCCUCCCCUGAAUUUCCCAAAGACCUUGGAGGAAUUUGAGUAUGCAUUUAAUGAAAAGGGGCAGUUAAGGCACAUCAAAACUGGAGAGCCGUUUGUUUUCAAUUAUCGAGAGGACCUGCACAGAUGGAACCAAAAGCGAUAUGAGGCUCUUGGAGAGAUCGUCACCCAGUACGUCUAUGAGCUGCUGGAGAAAGAGUGCAACAUGACUAAGGAAAUCCUUCCUGUGGACGCCACCGCGGAGGAGCCGAAGAGCUUCAUCUUCCUGAGCCGGGACGCGCUGAGCAACCCGGACCGGCUGCUGGUGCUGAUCCAGGGCAGCGGGGUGGUGAGGGCGGGUCAGUGGUCCCGCAGGCUCAUCAUCAACGAGGACCUGGACAGCGGCACCCAGAUCCCGUUCAUCAGGAGAGCUGUGGAGGAGGGCCACGGGGUGAUGGUGCUGAACCCCAACGAGAACUACCUGGAGGUGGAGAAGCCCGGCGCGCCGGCGCAGCCCUCCCCGGACAGCUCGGACGAGCCGGCGGAGAAGAGGGAGCGCAAGGACGAGCGAGAGUCCCGGAGGCGCCGGGACUUCUACGAGAAGUACCGCAACCCGCAGAAGGAGAGGGAGACGGAGCAGAUUCCCAUUCGGGACAACAGUUCUCCAGAAGAGCAUGCCAUCUACGUGUGGGACAACUUCAUAUCUAAAUCUGCUGCCAAGAAGAUUUUCUUUGUUGCUCACAGUUACGGUGGACUGUCUUUUGUCGAGCUGAUGAUUCAGCGAGAGGCGGAGGUGAAGAACAGAGUGUGUGCAGUAGCAAUGACAGACUCCGUCCACAAUCUCUGGCACCAGGAAGCCGGCAAAUCCAUUUUGGAGUGGAUGCAGGAGCACUGCUGUAACUGGGUGUCAAGCGCGGAGCCGUUGGACACCCCGGUGGAAACGAUGUUACCAGACUGCCCACGUGUCUCUGCAGGUACAGAGCGGCACGAGCUGACUUCCUGGAAGAGCUUCCACUCCAUCUUCAAGUUUCUCUCUGCGGCUCUAGAGGGACAGAACUGGGACGCCAAGCCCACGACCACAGUAACUACACGGAGUUCCAACAGGAUUAAACACGAAGAGAUUUAAAAGGAAACAAAAUCCCCUUUUCCCCCCUCCUCCCCCUUGUUUUUUUUUUGCAAGCAAUCUCUCAGCCCCUCAUUACUUUGUUUUCUUCCUAGAGCACAGGGUCGCGGUGUAUACAUCUAAAUAGCGUUUUGCAUUAUUUCUAGAUGAGUGCAACUGUCAAAGCAAUAUGGGUUCGCUGGUUGUGCUUCCUGUGGACGGGAGCUUGGAUUUCUUGCUGCCCAUCAGUGCGCAGAUUAAGGAUGACAGCAGCACUGCACUGUGCAGCAUGGUGCACCUCUAAUUGCCCUGACACAGCCCUGAACUGAGCUAAUGCCAGGCUGCACAGACUCCCCUGGGUCCUAUUGCUUGUAUCUUUUUUCGAAAAUGCUCUUAGAGGAUUUUUUAACCACAUUCUUUGUGUAAACACUGUCAAUUAGCAUAGAAUGAUUUUAGCUACAAUGAAGUGAUGUAUUCAGUUUUGAUUUUUUCAUUGUUUUUAAUGCUUUCUCCUUUCUGUACAAUGCUGUUUAUGUCAAGCCAUAUGUACAGCAGCUGGAUAGCUGUGUGUAGUAAUAAUGCAUUUGUGUUGCAAUAUAAUUUUUUUAUGAUGUGCAAAAAAAAUAGUCUCUUCUGUAUUUGCAGAGGUAAUUUGAUAUCGAACUUGGCACACUUAAUUCAUAUGUGUUCGUUUUAUGUGGUGGUAAAUGAUUGUUUCCUCCUAAAAAAAUUCUCUAGCUUUUUUUAAAAUAACUGGUAAAAUUGACACUUGUGAUGCACUUUUUUUUUAUUUAAAAGGCAAAAACAAAUAAACCAGCCAUAAACAAUAUCAGAUUAUAAAUACAGAAUGGAUGCUUAGCUUUUGUAUGACAUUGAAAGUGAAGCCCGAAAUUGAGUUUUAAGGAUGUCUCAUUUUAACAGAAAUGAAUAAAUAAAUUCGAGAGUCCUAAUAUUGUAAUUUAUGUCUAAACGCGUGUCGGGAAAUCUGUGACGUCACCCAGCAGACGUUUACAGGCGCUAAAUCUGGACUUUUCUGCCAGUCUGAGUUUUAGGACUGCGAUAGCCUAUGUGAAAUUUAAAAUUUAAAAUUUAAUUUUUUAACCCCUGUGAUGACAGAACACAUAGGAUGAAAGAUCUAACGAAAACCCUCACAAUAGCUAAUCACUGUCGGAGAGCUACGCCUAAACAGUACAAACCAAUAUUCAGCUUACAGCAGAUAGCUGACCAUGCAGUAGGUACCUAGUCCUAGAUGCUUGAUAACUGUCUCAAGCAGUGUCCUGGCUUCCUACCGUACUAAUCCAACACGUUUUUUUCCUCUUCAAGCCUAGUUUGCAAUGUCUGUAAUGUGAACGUGUUUCUGUGCAUAAUAUCAUAAUAGCAAUCAACGAAAAAGCCUUGUUGCUUAAAGUACUGGAUAAAUCACUGGUCAUAUUAUUAUUAUUAUUAUUAUUAUUAUUAUUAUUAUUAUUAUUAUUAUUAUUAUUAUUAUUUACAUCAGCUUUGUACUUAAGGGUCGCCUAGAAUCUAGAAUUUGAUUUGAAGGGUUGAGUUGAAGGGACAAUAGCACUGUUGUGCUCUUCAGUCUUUCAAUAUCGUUGCCUUAUGAGUGAAUUACCCAAUCAACUGUCACCAUGUCCACUGAUAAAUUGUUUCUAAAAAACGUCAACAAGCCAUAUUUACUACUAAAUUGACCGUAAUAAACAGAACAGCCUUAAGCCAAAUCUAAAGCACAUUUGAUAUGUAACUUAUUCCGAAUUUUAUCAAGAAUUCUCUGAGGUGUUUUUACUCAGUCGGUAAAUGUUUUUUUCCCUCGAUAACCGCAGAUGUUUACUCGCAUGUACAAGAAUUGCUAGCCUCGGUUUUGUGAAACAGUCUCGGUUGCUUGAGUAAAACUUUUUUUGUUGUUACAAAAUUGUCUAGUUUUAUUCAGUUCAGUUUGCGCUGCUGUAACAAGAAUGAUUGCAACUUGUAAAGCUCGUUGAUUUGCUAUUGAUUGGACAGUCAAAGUGCAUGUACCAGGACACAGGAGUGUUUCCAUUUAAAGUGAAUGGCCAAUUUCAUUUCUGUUCUAUGUUUUUUUUAAACCUGUAAAAUCGGAUUUUAAUUGCUUCCACUUCCGGUCGUUAAGUAUGGUUAUGGGACUGUAUUUUUCUUAAUUCUCUCGAAGAUGUUGCUGUUACUAAAUAAAAAUGUUUUAACUUUC